This is a messenger RNA of Saxophila tyrrhenica, 1086 nucleotides long. RefSeq lists its product as uncharacterized. Gene Ontology annotation, cellular component: endoplasmic reticulum membrane. NCBI's taxonomy places the organism in Eukaryota, Fungi, Ascomycota, Dothideomycetes, Mycosphaerellales, Extremaceae. The transcript has a single exon. Gene Ontology annotation, biological process: sterol biosynthetic process. Gene Ontology annotation, molecular function: C-4 methylsterol oxidase activity; iron ion binding. The coding region runs from base 1 to 1086 and encodes 361 amino acids. The record is from RefSeq and is a predicted model, not a curated record.
AUGAUCAAGACACCACCCGACGGUCAGGCCCAACGGGCACAAGUUGUUCGAGACAGAUCCUCAGCGCUACUACCAAGAUGCCUUCUGGGAGCCUUGUUACUCACAGCAAUCUGCUUGCCGACACUCUACCAGCCAUUCCUUGAUCGAGUCUACGCCCUUCUGUACACCUCAGAUUUCUACCGCUUCUCUGGAUUCGAAACGGUCCUCACGAUCCUCAGCUACGCCACCAUCGAGCCUUUGUUCACAUACAAGUUCGGCCACAACCCUCAACUUCGGAUCGAUGUGCGAGGCUCAACGCAGGACCUUCACAAGCCUCGUCCACGGCUACCGAAAAUGCAACGGCCCUGGCACAGAUUCUAUGAGAUGUUCAUCUAUGUCGCGCCUCUCUUUUGCCUUGACCUUAUCAUGAUAAAAAAGUUCGCCGACGUACCCAUCAACGACAUCAGACGAACUGGAAACUACGAGCCUGUGAUCGCACGUACCGGCGGCACAUACAUACUGCACUCGAACAGCUCGAGCCGCCACCAGCCCGCUGGCAACAUCUCUCCGAGCUUCCUCCUGCCGUCGGUCCAUAACUUCAGCCUCUCCUCUCCUCUCCAGCUCGAGCGAGCCCUACCGCCUGUGCCCCCGACCUCACAAAGACUCGCACUGGAACUCAUGACAGCCUUCUUCAUCUACGACUUCGUCUUCUUUGCCACGCAUCUGGCUUUCCACAAGAUCGGCGCCCUGAGUCGUCUUCACAACCCACACCACACUCAUGCGGAGAUUCAUCCUCAGAUCACCAACCGCCUGUCCAUCGCGGAGAGGCUGUCGCUCGUGAUGCUGGCGAACUUCUCGCUGAACAUCAUCGGGUCUCACGUCGUUACGAGGACGCUGUUCGUGCCGAUCUUCGUAUAUCUCUUGAUCGAGAUACACUCUGGGAUGGAUCUGGACUGGGGCUACGAUAAGAUCUUGCCGGCCGGGUGCGGUGCGGGAGCGAGGUCGCAUGCGCACCAUCACAAGACUGGUACGGGAGCGUAUGCGCCUUUCUUCGGAUGGUGGGAUGCUGCGUAUGCGUGGUGCGUGUCUGCGCGGAAACAGGCGUAA